CACCAUCAUAACAAACGCCUGCAAACGGGAGUGCGGCCUUCCGUCUGAGGCCACUACGGAAACUCAACGUUUCCAGCUCCGUUUAGUCCAGGUUCUGCGGAACCGUCGUGGAAGGCCUUCUCUCAUCAGCGAUUUGCCUCCGCAGUGACUGCAACGAAUCAUAAACACGGCAGAGAGGCUCAGCUGUCAGUUAAUGAGCCUGCGUACCACCUCUUCAGCAGGUUCCCCUCAGGAGGGCACUAACUGUUGCAUCAGGACAAGGACCACACGCACGCCACCUUUAUACCUUUUCCCAAGGAUAUUUCUCUCCUUGACAAGCAGCACAGCAACUGACGGCACCGAAACCCUAGAAGGUCCAUUUUGAUUUCACCCGGAGCCAGCACGAACCCCAGAAAAGAAACGGACGCCUUGUGGAACUCACCUUUCUCAGCCUUGACAUAAAGUGGGGCGGGGCACCUCGUGGGCGGGGCCGCUCGAGUGACGGGCGUGGCCGAGGUUGAAGACGUCCAACAUCAACCGUCUUCCUUUCACACAAGAAAACAAAAAGCGCAACAUUGUUUUCCGUCUUCAUCUUCAUCUUCAUCGUCCAGCAAUGCAGAUGACGACGGUGCGUCGGCAUCUGGUUGUGGCACUGUUGGUCGUCACGGCGACAGCAAGGACGGCAGCCAUUGAUCAGAACCGAUUGGCCACGCUGGUAGAUGGAAUUCUCAACAAGUUCAAAGUUCAAAGGUGAGUGGCAGAGGAUGUCCCCGCUUUAUGACAUCGUCAUCGUGCACUGGGCCGAGUGUCUGUGUCAGAGCAAGGAAAAUACAGCGUUCCAAAAGAUGAGGCAUAAGUUCAGGGGUGUAGCCCCCAAUUGUGGGCCCCCAUACAACACCUUCAUGGAGGGCCCCCUCCAAACUCUGAAAUCACUCUGCCAACACCUCUCCUAUUGACGUCACAGUGACGGCGCUUCCCAGUUGAUCAGCUUCCACCUCCAGGCACGGCGCCACGACGGCAAACGCCUACCUUGCGCGUCGUGCCGCAACGCCACAUGACUUUCCAUCAUCGCACCCUUGCGGCACAAUGAAUGGGUUUGUCGACGGCGCAAUGCAUCCUGCUAAGUGCAGUGUGAAAAGGUCCAUGCAUAGCUUGGACCUUUAAAUGAAAUUAAAUGAAAUAUGAUAAUAAAAAGCACGGUGGCCGACUGGUUAGCACAUCUGCCUCACAGUUCUGAGGACCUUCAACUUUGAUUGCGUUGGCUCAGAACCUCAGACCGGGCUGAAGGUUCACCUUUUAAAAAAGACAAAGACCCUAAGCACACAGCUAAAAUAAUGAAGGAGUGGCUUCAGAACAACUCCGUGACUGUUUUUGAAUGGCCCAGCCAGAGCCGUGACUUAAACCCAAUUGAGCAUCUCUGGAAAGACCUGAAAAUGGCUGCCCACCAGCGUUCCCCAUCCAGCCUGACAGAACUGGAGAGGAUCCUCAAAUCCAAGUGUGAAAAACUUGCAUCAUUCACUAAAAGACUCAUGGCUGUAUUAGCUCAAAGGGGUGCUUCUACUAAAUACUCAGCAAAGGGUCUGAAUACUUAUGGCUGUGUGAUAUUUCAGUUUUUCCUUUUUCAUCAAUUUGCCAAAAUUUCAACAAUUGAGUUUUUUGUCUGUCAAUAUGGGGUGCUGUGUGUACAUUAAUCUGGGAAAAAAAUGAACUUAAAUAAUUUUAGCAAAUGGCUGCAAUAUAAAAAAGAGUGAAAGAUUUAAGGGGGUCUGAAUACUUUCCUUACUUUUACACACACACACACACACACACACACAGAAAUGAUUUAGCAGUAUGAUUUUCUUGAAACGAGGCAUUGGAUUGGAUCCACUCUCUUUUGUUAACUUUGUGUGUUUACUGUGUUAGUAAGAUGCCCAUGUUCAGUCUGGCCGUGAGCGUCCCGCCCGGCGCCCAGCCGGACUCGUACGACCUCACUCGAGUGCCCGACUUGGGGCAGAACGUGAAGAACACCAUCCUGCAGUGCGGCGUCUACGCGGGCGACAACGUGGUGGCCGCCACUCUUCUGAGGUGGCCUGACGUGGCGCAGCGUUGUCCCAGAUCGCAGGUGCCGUGGCAGGAUGUUCUGCAAGCCUGCGGCCGGGAGUCCAUGACGUGGCACGAAGUGGCCAUGAUCUGCCCCGGGGCCGUGGAAGACAACCGAGCGGACCACGCCGAGUACCGGGUUCUUGAGCGGUUCAACAGCUGGGCUGAAGAUAAGGACAAGUCGGGUCUGUUGGUGUUCUACGCGUACGCGGCGCCCUGCACCAGCCGCUGCGCCAGCAAAAAGAACGCCUUGAGCAUCCUCAAGCUGCUGGAACGCAUCCAGGAGUGGAAGGAACACGUCGUCGUCUUCUCCAAGUUGCUGAAUGUCAAAACGUUGUGGGUGGGCACCUCCAUACCCGUCGACCAGCUGACCAGAGCCCUGGUGAACCUGGGAAGACAUCUGGGCACCGGCGGCCUGGGAAGGAUCUUCCGCUGCGACCGGCCGCAAGACGACAACAGCGCCGUGGAGUGCAUCAGCUGCUCUGCCGGGGGGCAGGUCACCCCUCAAUGCUACAAGAAGGACGGCGAAUCGGGGGAAGCGGGGCAGGACAGCGGGCGGCAAGGAGGAGGCGGCGCGGUACGAGGGGGACACGGAAUUGGUGGGGCAGUACAAGGGGCACAACGAGGAAGCGGGGCAGUAAGAGAGGGUCAAGAGUGGGCGCAAGGAGUAGGCGCGGAAAUAGGAGAGUGGCAAACAGUGGGUCAAAGAAGACGAGGGCCGUUACGAGGGGCACAAGGAACAAGUGGAGCAGUAAGAGAGGGACAAGCGUGGGCGCAAGGAGUAGGCGGGGCAAUAGCAGAGUUGAAAACAGUGGGCCAAGGAAGGGGGCAAAGAGGAAGAGGGGCAGUACAAGGAGACGGGCAAAGAGGAGGUCGGGAAGUGCAAGGGGGACAAGGGUGGGGGCAAGGAGAAGGUGGGACACCUAAAGCCUUCAAGAAAGACGAACUCGUUGGGCCGGUAGAAGAAUAA
Messenger RNA from Phyllopteryx taeniolatus (common seadragon), 3028 nucleotides. RefSeq lists its product as uncharacterized. The transcript is spliced from 6 exons. Bases 1886 to 3028 code for a protein of 380 amino acids. The record is from RefSeq and is a predicted model, not a curated record. NCBI's taxonomy places the organism in Eukaryota, Metazoa, Chordata, Actinopteri, Syngnathiformes, Syngnathidae.